This is a messenger RNA of Ascoidea rubescens DSM 1968, 522 nucleotides long. RefSeq lists its product as uncharacterized. The record is from RefSeq and is a predicted model, not a curated record. NCBI's taxonomy places the organism in Eukaryota, Fungi, Ascomycota, Saccharomycetes, Ascoideales, Ascoideaceae. The transcript is spliced from 2 exons. The coding region runs from base 1 to 522 and encodes 173 amino acids.
AUGAAUCAAUUGCAAUCACAACCACAACAGCAAUCAUUGGUCAAUCAGGAAUCUCAUUUAACUUCUUUUUUCUCCAAUCCCGAUUUUUAUAAGCUCAUCACCCCAGAACUAAAAGAAACUUUACCAUAUGCAUCCGUGAUUGGGAAAACUAAGAUUCCUAACAGUUCGUCUACUAUUGUUUCCAGUGAUAUUUUAUCAUUUGUUCCUUUAUUGGAAUCAAAUGAUAUUAAAGCAAGUGUUUUUAAUGGAAGCAAUAAUAAAAUUAUAGCAAGUAAAUUAGCUAACGCUAAAAUUGACGAUGUUAUUCAACGCACUUUCAUUAAUUCUGAAGAUUCAAAAGCUUUAAUUAUUAAAAAAUUGUUUCUUUAUCAAACUCAAAACCUAAAGAAAUUGAAUAUCAAAAUGGAAAACUUUCCAAUUCUCAUGAUAAAGAAGGGAAUGAUACUAAUGCUCAAAAUCUUGAGAAUGGUAUCACUGAGAAAGCUCCAAACUUUAAAUCAAGUACUGAUAAAGAAAAUUUAA